Messenger RNA from Dipodomys ordii (Ord's kangaroo rat), 384 nucleotides. RefSeq names its product glycoprotein hormone alpha 2 (gene Gpha2). Gene Ontology annotation, biological process: cell surface receptor signaling pathway. NCBI's taxonomy places the organism in Eukaryota, Metazoa, Chordata, Mammalia, Rodentia, Heteromyidae. Gene Ontology annotation, cellular component: extracellular region. Gene Ontology annotation, molecular function: hormone receptor binding; hormone activity. Bases 1 to 384 code for a protein of 127 amino acids. The transcript is spliced from 3 exons. The record is from RefSeq and is a predicted model, not a curated record.
AUGGCAUCCCUCCCAGCCCUGCUCCUCAGCCUGCUGGUCCUGGUUGUCUCUGAAGGCCAGGGUCAGGAGACAGCCAUCCCAGGCUGCUACCUGCACUCCUUCAACGUGACCAUGCGAAGCGACCGCCAAGGCACCUGCCAGGGCUCCCAUGUGGCCCAGGCCUGUGUGGGCCAUUGCGAGUCUAGUGCGUUCCCUUCCCGGUACUCUGUGCUGGUGGCCAGCAGCUAUCAACACAACAUCACCUCCGUCUCUCAGUGCUGUACCAUCAGCGGCCUAGAGAAGGUGAAGGUGCAGCUGAGAUGUGCGGGAAACCGCCAGGGAGAACUGGAGAUCUUCACUGCCAGGGCUUGCCAGUGUGACAUGUGUCGCCUGUCCCGCUACUAG